UUGUUAUGACGUUUUUAUUGACAUAAAAUGGCUCAAUAAAUAAUGUCGUAGUUACUUUACAUUUUUAAUUUUCUUUUGAGAAUUAUUAUUUGCUUGCUUGCAAUUCUACUAGAAAUGUCAUUUAUUUUGUGGCGAUCGUAUUCAAAAGCAAGAAACAAUGUUUUAUCAUGUGCAAACAAUUGCAAUUCGCUCUCAUCGAUUUACACUUAUUUUACUCGUACGUUUAGUGACGAGAAAUUUUAUGAUCCAGAAUUUACUAACAGCACGAUUUUAAUAGAGAAUGGAUUCAACGUACAUGAAUUACCAGUGGUUGUAAGGAAGUUGAAAGAUCUAGCAGAUUUAAAUGUCCCUCCGUCGACCGAAACUCCACGAGCUACAAAUGACUCUCUCAGUUAUCAUUUGAUACAAGAAGAGUUUAAGCAAUGCAUGGAUUUACGUGAAGUUUUUUCAUUAAUAACAAAAUGUACUAAAAUUACUCCGAAUAUUGCAUUAGGAGCUAUUGAAAGGAUAUAUGACUUAGAAAAAGAUGGAAACUUGUAUGUGCCAAAAACAGAAAAUAUUCAUAUAAAUUUUGCUAAAGGUGCUAUAUUAGAAAAAUUGUUAAAAGUUGUUAUGAAGACUGAAGACACCCAAACAAUACUUAAUGUACUUAGGACAACCUCAUUGGUUAUGGAACCUCAUAAACACAAGUUUUGCGAUGAGUUAUUUUUAAGAGUAAUUGACAAUAAGUUAACUUUAGAACAAUUGUGUGACUUCGCAUUGUUCCUAAUUAAAAAUAAUAAUCAACAAAAAUAUUCGGAAACUAUUGAUAAGUUGUGGGUUGGAUUUGUUGAUAAGGAGAAAGAGAUAAAUGAAACUAAUAUUGUGCAUGUCUUUGCAGUUCUGCCAGGAUUGAGAGUCAGCAAAAAAACUAUUGUAGCAUUACUAGAACAGAAAUUAUCUGAAUUAUGGUCUAAAAUCAAAGUUCAAGCUAUGCUAGAUAUUAUUAAUAUUUUCAUUACAGAAAAAUACUUUUCAUUGCAGUCUUUCCCUGUUUUGGGACAUUGGUUAUUCACAAACAUCCAUGCUUUAGAUGAUGAUGAAUUAUUAGAUAUUAUUACAAAGUUCACUCGGCUGAAGUACACAGAUCAGCAAGUUGAGGCAGCUGUUGAAAAGUUCUUGAAACAUAAAGGAUCAAAAAUCAAAUCACAGGUUUUAGUCAUAGGUAUUUUGAAUUAUUGUAUGCAGUUUCAAUUGUGCAAUCAACAUAUACUCAAUGUCUGCAGUCAAUAUUUUUUAAAUAACAUAAAACAGGUGCCAUCCAGUUUUUUAAAAUCUUUUAUAUACCCAUUUGGAUAUUUAUACUCAAAUCCUAGUCCUGAGUUUUGGAUGUCAGUGGAAGAUGUUCUUCUGGAUAAUUGUUACAAAAUUAAUACUGAUGAUCUGAGUUCAAUUAUUCUUUCGUACAUAUACUGUGGUCAAUACCCAUUGAAGUUGGUAUAUAAAAUAUUUAGUGCAGAAUAUAUAGCUAAAGUAAAUAAUAAUGAUGUUUUGAAAAAACUUCAUUUAAUUGAUACGGCCUUAUCAUUAGAGUGUAAAGAAUAUUCCGGUCCAUUAUUACCAAAAGAUCAAUGGUUUAAACCAGUGUUGCAAGACUGUAGAAUUAAAAAUAUUCUCGAAAAGAUUAAGGAUAAUAUUUUAUCUGUAAUUGGUGUAUCUAUGGAAUUAUCAACAGGUAUUGUGUUACCAAACUAUUGUUCUGAUGAAACAUACUUAAUUGAUGUAAUGUUGCACCCAGUGGGAAAAGACGAUAAUACUUUUAACUGGAAAUCUCCAACUAUAAGAAAUGGUAGCAUAGCUAUUCUCAUCCAUUUGCCUGACCAUUAUUGUUUUGAUUGUGAACAGUUAAUUGGUCCUCAGAUCAUGAAGAAAAAGCAAUUAAAAAUACUGGGUAUCAAAGUAGUAAGUUUAAAAUACACAUCACUUAGUAAGUUUUAUACAUCUCAUGAUACGGUAUCACUUCAGAAAUAUCUCACAGAGAAAAUCAACAAUGCUGAACCUUGCUCGUAAAAUUAUCUUAGUUAUAAAGUAAGUUAUAUUAAUGUAAAUAAACAGGAAUUAUAUAUAAAAUGAAAUGUAAGUACAUAAAACAUAUAUCAGUUUUAUUAUGUUCUUUAAUAUGUGGAUUAGUUGUCAGAUCAUUUGUUAAUGCACUUUUAAUCUUAUAAUGUCAUGUUUCAUGGGUUAAACUUUGGUUCACAUA
Messenger RNA from Vanessa tameamea, 2242 nucleotides. Its product is annotated as FAST kinase domain-containing protein 3, mitochondrial-like. NCBI's taxonomy places the organism in Eukaryota, Metazoa, Arthropoda, Insecta, Lepidoptera, Nymphalidae. The transcript has a single exon. Bases 115 to 2049 code for a protein of 644 amino acids. The record is from RefSeq and is a predicted model, not a curated record.